AUGAAACUGGGCGCGAUUAGUCGCCUAUCACUGAAUACAUACUUCUCUACGAUGAUUGCAAGUGAACAACCGAUACAGCAGGAUUACAAAGAUCACAAUUCAAACGAUCCUCCACUCGCGCUUUCGCGUAUUGACACACUCUCUCAGCAUCUGAGCGACAAUGAACAACGGCACGCUCAACUAACAAGUGUUUUACAACAUCAUCGAGCACUAUUCGACACAUAUCAACCACGAACAAUCAAGACCCUGAUUCAUCACGUCAUCAAUACCGGCGAUCAUCCUCCGAUCAAUGCCAAACCAUACUUCAAGCCCGUUGAACAACGAAAGAACAUUCAACAAGAAAUAGAUAAAAUGUUAAAAAAUGGUAUCAUUAUUCCAUCUCAGUCGCCAUGA
Molecule: messenger RNA, 393 nt
Organism: Didymodactylos carnosus
Lineage: Eukaryota; Metazoa; Rotifera; Eurotatoria; Philodinida; Philodinidae
Source: the annotation of a GenBank genome assembly